AUGGGUGUGCGAGGCGAUGUCCCACCUCAGCCACAGGAUGGACAAUCCAUUCACAAAUACAAGAAACUGUACAUUCUGACAUGGAUUUGUUUCAUUGUUACAUCGCUUCUCGUUUCGUCUGCUGCCAUUGUCGAUAUUGUUCAAACGGUGAGCUCUAUAAACCAGGACCAGAUGUCCAUCAACAUUAGGGGUGAGCUGUCUGCAGUGCAGGAAAAGUUCGACAACCUGGAGAAGAAAGUGUCUGAGGUGGAAGAUGACGCCACGACACCAAGUAAGCUUAAGCUCUGCUCCCACGGCAGCGGCUGUGAGCAGCUGACCAGUAGGCCUGAAGCAAUGACCCACUGUUACAAAGUGUCCGAUGAAAAAACUACGUGGGCAGACGCGAGGAAGAAAUGUGAGUCUCUCGGUGGCUUUCUGGCCGAGUUCCACAACCAUUUCACCCUGGAAUACGUGAAACGGGUUGUUACUUCUGAUACGUCACGGCUCUGGCUCGGUGCCACUGACCAGGGCAAAGAGGGCAUCUGGACGUGGGUCACGUCCAACAGACACCUGUCCGUGGAAGACUGGGACAUAAACCAGCCGAACAACCUCAUGUACAUUGAGCACUGCCUGGAGAUGGAUAAAAGACGUCGGAAAUCAUGGAACGACAUACGGUGUAAUAGUAAGCUGCGAUAUCUCUGUCAGAGAGACGGGGACAACUGUCAAGGCUGGCUGGAACAAGAGUAA
Molecule: messenger RNA, 726 nt
Organism: Aplysia californica (California sea hare)
Lineage: Eukaryota; Metazoa; Mollusca; Gastropoda; Aplysiida; Aplysiidae
Product: C-type lectin lectoxin-Lio2-like
Exons: 1
Coding region: 1-726 (241 amino acids)
Source: RefSeq, a predicted model, not a curated record